Penicillium lagena is the source of this 1359-nucleotide messenger RNA. Its product is annotated as tubulin alpha chain. Gene Ontology annotation, cellular component: microtubule; cytoplasm. Gene Ontology annotation, biological process: microtubule cytoskeleton organization; mitotic cell cycle. The transcript is spliced from 7 exons. Lineage: Eukaryota; Fungi; Ascomycota; Eurotiomycetes; Eurotiales; Aspergillaceae. The record is from RefSeq and is a predicted model, not a curated record. Bases 1 to 1359 code for a protein of 452 amino acids. Gene Ontology annotation, molecular function: structural constituent of cytoskeleton; GTP binding.
AUGCGCGGCGAAAUCUGUCAUCUUCACCUAGGCCAAGCCGGUACCCAAUUGGGUAAUGCUGCCUGGGAGCUUUAUCUGCUCGAGCACGGCCUGAUGCCCAAUGGACGUCUAGAUACCAAUCUUGCCGAAGAAAUUGGCCGGGGCGGCUCUUAUGAGACCUUUUUCACUGAGACCGACAACGGCAAAUACGUCCCACGCUCGAUCUUUGUUGAUCUUGACCCUUCUCCUAUUGACGAGAUACGCACUGGCACCUACCGCCAUCUGUUCCACCCUGAGCAGUUAAUAAGUGGAAAAGAGGACGCGGCUAACAACUAUGCUCGUGGUUAUUACACUAUCGGCAAGACGCUCGUAGAUGACGUUGUUGACCGGGUUCGCCGGGUGGCCGAUAAUUGUUCUUCUCUUCAAGGUUUCCUGAUCUUCCGUUCCUUUGGUGGGGGAACAGGCUCUGGUCUUGGCGCACUCUUACUCGAGCGUCUUUCCACUGAGUAUAGCAAAAAAUCGAAGCUGGAGUUUGUUGUUUACCCGUCCCCCUGCGUGGCGACUGCCGUGGUGGAACCAUACAACGCCGUCCUUUCUACACACAGCACCAUUGAGAACUCUGACUGCUCUUUUCUCGUUGACAAUGAGGCCGUCUACGAUAUAUGUAAGCGUAACCUGGACAUCCCUCGCCCUGGAUAUGACCAUCUCAACCGUCUUGUGGCCCAGGUCGUUAGUUCUAUUACCUCCAGCUUGCGUUUCAAUGGCGCCCUCAACGUCGACUUGAACGAGUUUCAGACAAAUCUUGUGCCAUUCCCACGUAUUCACUACCCUCUUAUCUCAUAUGCUCCUGUCAUAUCUAGCAACAGAAGUGGCCACGAGAGCUUCAAAGUCAAGGACCUCACUAUGCAGUGCUUCGAACCGAAAAACCAGAUGGUCGUAUGCGAUCCUCGCAAAGGCAAGUAUAUGGCUGUUGCUCUUCUGUACCGUGGUGACGUCGUGCCUCACGACUGUACGCAGGCUGUGGCUGGCAUCAAGGCUAAGGCUUCUUUCAACUUGGUUGAGUGGUGCCCAACGGGCUUCAAGCUCGGGAUUAAUUACCAAAGUCCUACGAGUGUGCCUGGUAGCGAGCUUGCUCCUGUCAGCCGCUCGGUUACUAUGCUCUCCAACUCCACCGCUAUUGCCGCAGCCUGGAAUCGUCUUGACCACAAAUUCGACCUCAUGUACUCCAAACGUGCUUUCGUCCACUGGUAUGUGGGUGAGGGUAUGGAGGAGGGUGAGUUCUUCGAGGCUCGCGAGGACCUGGCGGCCCUGGAGAAGGACUACGAGGAGAUCGCCGGUGAUACUGUCGGCUCAGACUGGGAAGUGGAUCUUGAAUUCUGA